Messenger RNA from Bactrocera tryoni, 2664 nucleotides. It is a transcript of the gene Rop, whose product is annotated as protein ROP. Gene Ontology annotation, cellular component: plasma membrane; secretory granule. The record is from RefSeq and is a predicted model, not a curated record. Gene Ontology annotation, molecular function: syntaxin binding. Lineage: Eukaryota; Metazoa; Arthropoda; Insecta; Diptera; Tephritidae. Gene Ontology annotation, biological process: vesicle-mediated transport; intracellular protein transport; neurotransmitter secretion. The coding region runs from base 161 to 1963 and encodes 600 amino acids. The transcript has 10 exons.
CUACGCAUACAUUGCAGCAAAAUUUAGUGAACUUCUGCUGUGACUUGUAGUGAAUUGGAAAAUUAUUAUCAUCGAAAGAAAAGUGUAGAAUUUAUUCAGUAAUUUGUGUGCGGGUGCAAGACGGAACCAUAACGCGGAUAAGGAAAAAGCAUCGUAAAAAAUGGCGUUGAAAGUGCUGGUUGGGCAAAAGAUUAUGAAUGAGGUGGUGAAGUAUAAGCCUCCACCACCAAAGAAGGCUGGAGCUGUAGCUGCUGCAAAAGCCCCAGGUGGCAUGGAAUGGCGUGUGUUGGUGGUCGAUAAGUUGGGUAUGCGUAUGGUGUCUGCAUGCACUAAAAUGCAUGAAAUAAGCGCCGAGGGUAUUACCUUGGUGGAGGAUAUCAACAAAAAGCGUGAACCGCUUCCAACCAUGGAUGCCAUCUACUUGAUUACGCCGUCGGAUGAGUCGGUGCGCGCAUUAAUACGCGAUUUCGAGAAUCCGGCUAGACCAAUGUAUCGUUAUGCGCACGUCUUCUUCACUGAGGCAAUACCUGAAGACAUAUUCCAUAUGUUGCAAAUACGCAGCGACAUUACGCGCAAAUAUAUACGCACAUGCAAAGAAAUAAAUAUUGCAUUUUUAGCCUAUGAAGACAAGGUCUACUCGCUCGAUUCGCCAGACACCUUUCAGUGUCUGUAUUCGCCAGCGUUUGCUUCGAUACGCGCCAAGCACAUCGAUCGCAUCGCCGAGCAAAUCGCGACUUUGUGUGCCACACUCGGCGAGUAUCCGAUGGUGCGAUAUCGCACUGACUGGGAUCGCAACAUAGAUUUGGCUGCUGCGGUGCAGCAGAAGUUGGACGCCUAUAAGGCGGAUGAGCCCACAAUGGGUGAGGGUCCGGAGAAGUCACGUUCGCAAUUGCUAAUAUUGGAUCGUGGUUUCGAUUGUGUCUCGCCAUUGUUGCACGAAUUAACGCUGCAAGCGAUGGCCUACGAUCUGUUGCCGAUCGUCAACGAUGUCUAUCGUUAUACACCCGGUCCGAAUCAACCCGAAAAGGAGGUGCUACUCGAUGAGAACGACGACUUGUGGGUGGAAUUGCGGCAUGAGCAUAUCGCUGUGGUGUCCACGCAGGUGACACAGAACCUGAAGAAGUUCACCGAAUCGAAACGCAUGACAUCGACCGAUAAAGCUUCCAUGCGCGAUUUGUCGCAAAUGAUCAAGAAAAUGCCUCAGUAUCAAAAGGAGUUGUCCAAAUAUUCAACACAUUUGCACUUGGCUGAGGAUUGCAUGAAGACUUAUCAGAGCUACGCCGAUAAGUUAUGUCGCGUUGAACAGGAUCUAGCUAUGGGCACCGAUGCCGAGGGUGAAAAGAUCAAGGAUCAUAUGCGCAAUAUUGUGCCCAUUCUUCUCAAUGCGGAUGUUUCCAACUUCGAUAAAGUACGCAUAAUCGCGCUCUAUGUUAUGAUCAAGAACGGCAUAUCUGAGGAAAAUCUAACCAAACUCUUCACGCACGCCUCACUCUCGCCGAAAGAUCAAGAUAUGGUGCGCAAUUUGAGCUUUUUGGGCGUGAAUGUGAUUGCCGAUUCACGCAAGAAAGUCUACAACGUUCCACGUAAAGAGCGUAUCACCGAACACACUUAUCAAAUGUCCCGUUGGACACCAGUCGUGAAGGAUAUUAUGGAGGAUUGCAUUGAAGAUAAGUUGGAUCAGCGUCAUUUCGCUUUUCUGGCUGGACGUGCGCAGAAUACCAACUAUCAUGCGCCAACAAGCGCACGCUAUGGCCACUGGCAUAAAGACAAGGCACAGACUCAGGUGAAGAAUGUACCACGUCUCAUUGUAUUCAUUGUGGGCGGUGUUAGUAUGUCCGAGAUGCGUUGCGCUUAUGAAGUCACCAAUGCCGUUAAGAAUUGGGAAGUGCUCGUCGGUUCGUCGCAUAUACUAACGCCCGAAGGUUUCCUUAGCGACUUGGGCAGUCUCUCCAAAGAGGAUUAAGCAGCUACAGCGCAGGCUCGAUAUAUAAUUAACUAAAAAUUUAUUAAUUUAAAGGUAAAGUUUAAUACUUAAUUUAAAAGCAAAAACAACUAACACAUUUAUGUAGUUUAAAUAUGUAUCCUACUAAAUAUUGAAAUCAGGUAUUGAAAGGAAGCGUACUUCAAUGUACAAGGUUAUGUUUGUAGUUAUUAGUUUAACAAAUUUAACAAGCGUUGUUGGUAUUUUUGUGUAUUUGCUUUGUGAAAUGUAAAAGAAAUAUACAUAAUGGUAAUGCAAUAUUAUUGGAAAUAUGUUGUUAUUACAACUUAUUGUAUUUCUAAUGUGUAAUUGUUAGCAAUAUUUCGUUUUGUCUUUAGGUUAACUGUCCGCUAACGUGUUUACAUAGGUAUUAAUAACUGUAUUGAUGACACUGUAACAACUUGUAAACACGAUUACAUGGUGUAUGCACGUUACAACUUUUGGUUAAAAAAAGAGUUACGCACACACAUAUCCAUACAUACUUGUGUGUGCUGUGUUAUAUACAUAUAUCAUAUAAAUAUAUAAUGAAAUGCUAAAAACAACAAUAUGCGCAAGCAUAUCAAUAAGUUGCAAAGUAUUCACGUUGUUUAUUGAAUUGUAUUUAUGUCGCAUAUUUAAAUGGAAAAAUAUAAAUAUUUUAUGCAACUAUAAUUCCACUUCAGCUUAUAUAUCUUUAUAUAAUA